CCGGCGUGCUCCGCUGUGGGAGAGCCGGAGUCGACAAUAACAAACCCAGCUGCGGCGCUUCGCCCGGCCCUGCCGAGUCCUCGGCGCUGCUUCGGGGUCCCGCAGCCGCCCGGGCUCCUCGGCUCUGCCCGGUCGCGGUCCCCUACGUCACCCCGACCCCCGACUCCCGGCCCACCGACUCCCGGCCCUCCGACUCCGAGCCGAGGGGCCUGGCUGCGUCCUUCUCUCCCUUGACCCCUCCCUGGCGCUCCGAGUUCGGGGCCGCGGCGGGCGUUCGGGCGCCCGAGACGCCGACGGUUGUGUCGGUUGGCGGCGCCGAAUGGGCGGUUGGUAGCCGCCGCCGAGGACGAGGCGGCGGCAGAAGAUGGUGCCGGGGGUCGCCGGCUCUGCUGCUGCUGCCGCCGGCGGAGGAGGUGGCGCUGCCGGUUCUCUGAGUUUAACCAAUAAUGCCAGCCAGUUGCCAAUAUCAAGCGGAGCAAACAUAAGCCAGUUUUAAUAUUUUAAGAAAAGUGAUAGUGCUUUUCAUAGUGCCUGACACGAACUGUAUCAGACCAGAGGGUGAGGUAUAAGCUCAGAGAAUCCAGAGAAAACCAUCAUGAAGUUAUAUGUAUUUCUGGUCAACACUGGAACAACUCUGACAUUUGAUACUGAACUUACAGUGCAGACUGUGGCAGACCUUAAGUAUGCUAUUCAAAGCAAAUACAAGAUUGCUAUUCAGCACCAGGUGCUGGUGGUCAACGGAGGAGAGUGCAUGGCUGCAGAUAGAAGAGUGUGUACCUACAGCGCUGGGACGGACACAAAUCCAAUUUUUCUUUUUAACAAAGAAAUGAUCUUAUGUGAACGUGCACCUGCUAUUCCUAAAACUACCUUUUCAACAGAAAAUGACAUGGAAAUAAAAGUUGAAGAAUCUCUUAUGAUGCCUGCAGUUUUUCACACUGUUGCUUCGAGAACACAGCUUGCAGUGGAAAUGUAUGAAGUUGCCAAGAAACUCUGUUCUUUCUGUGAAGGUCUUGUCCAUGAUGAACAUCUUCAACACCAAGGCUGGGCUGCAAUCAUGGCCAAUCUGGAAGACUGCUCAAAUUCAUACCAGAAGCUACUUUUCAAGUUUGAAAGUAUUUAUUCAGAUUAUCUGCAAUCCAUAGAAGACAUCAAGUUAAAACUUACUCAUUUAGGAACUGCUGUUUCAGUAAUGGCCAAGAUUCCACUGUUGGAGUGUCUGACCAGACAUAGUUACAGGGAAUGUUUGGGAAGACUGGAUUCUUUAAAUGAACAUGAAGGCUCAGAAAAGGCUGAGAUGAAAAGAUCUUCUGAACUGGUGCUCUCUCCUGAUAUGCCUAGAACAACUAACACAUCGUUGUUAACCUCAUUUCACAAGUCAGUGGAACAUGUAGCUUCAGAUGCCACAGAUACUGAAAGUGGCAAAGAAAUUAAGGAAUCGUGUCAAAGUACGAUCCAACAAGAUGAACCUUCAGUAGCUGCUAAAGACAGUGAUCUGCCCUUUUUUAAUGUUUCUUUGUUAGAUUGGAUAAAUGUUCAAGAUAGACCUAAUGAUGUAGAAUCUUUGGUCAGGAAAUGCUUUGAUUCUAUGAGCAGGCUUGACCCAAAGAUUAUUCAGCCUUUUAUAAAGGAAUGCCGUCAAACCAUUGUCAAACUUGAUAAUCAGAAUAUGAAAGCUAUUAAAGGGCUUGAAGAUCGACUGUAUGCUCUGGACCAGAUGAUUGCUAGCUGUGGCCGGCUGGUGAAUGAACAGAAAGAGCUCGCUCAGGGAUUUUUAGCUAACCAGAUGAGAGCUGAAAAUUUGAAGGAUGCAUCUGUAUUACCUGAUUUGUGCCUGAGUCAUGCAAAUCAGUUGAUGAUUAUGUUGCAGAAUCAUAGAAAAUUGUUGGAUAUUAAACAGAAGUGUACCACUGCCAAACAAGAACUAGCAAAUAAUUUACAUGUCAGACUAAAGUGGUGUUGCUUUGUGAUGCUUCAUGCUGAUCAGGAUGGAGAGAAAUUGCAAGCAUUGCUCCGUCUUGUAAUAGAACUGUUAGAAAGAGUCAAAAUUGUUGAAGCUCUUAGUACAGUUCCUCAAAUGUAUUGCCUAGCUGUUGUUGAAGUUGUAAGGAGAAAAAUGUUCAUUAAACACUACAGAGAGUGGGCUGGUGCUCUAGUCAAAGAUGGAAAGCAGUUGUAUGAGGCUGAAAAGUCCAAAAGGGAAUCCUUUGGGAAAUUAUUUAGGAAGUCUUUUUUAAGAAACCGUCUGUUUAGGGGACUGGACUCCUGGCCCCCUUCCUUUUGUACUCAGAAGCCUAGAAAGUUUGACUGUGAACUUCCAGAUAUUUCAUUAAAAGAUUUACAGUUUCUGCAGUCAUUUUGUCCUUCAGAAGUUCAGCCAUUCCUCAGGAUCCCUUUACUUUGUGACUUUGAACCUCUUCACCAGCAUGUACUUGCCCUACACAAUUUGGUAAAAGCCGCACAAAGUUUGGACGAAAUGUCACAGACCAUUACAGAUCUGCUGAAUGAACAAAAGGUAUCUGUCAGUCAGUCGUCCCCACAAUCAGCCUCUUCCCCAAGGAUAGAAAGUGCAACAGGAAUUACAACUACUACCUCACCAAGAACUCCUCCUCCACUCACUGUUCAGGAUCCCUUAUGUCCUGCAGUAUGCCCCUUAGAAGAAUUAUCUCCAGAUAGCAUUGAUGCACAUACAUUUGAUUUUGAAACUAUUCCCCAUCCAAACAUAGAACAAACUAUUCACCAAGUUUCUUUAGACUUGGAUUCGUUAGCAGAGAGUCCUGAGUCAGAUUUUAUGUCUGCUGUGAACGAGUUUGUGAUAGAAGAAAAUUUAUCAUCUCCUAAUCCUAUAAGUGAUCCACAAAGUCCAGAAAUGAUGGUGGAAUCACUUUAUUCAUCAGUCAUCAAUGCAAUCGAUAGUAGACGAAUGCAGGAUACAAAUACUUGUGGUACAGAGGAUUUUGGAGGUCGUGCUUCUCUGAAUGUCCGAUUGGAAAAAUGUAGAGUUGUUGCCCAAGAAUCUCACUUCAGUAUACAGACUAUCAAGGAAGACCUUUGCCACUUCAGAACAUUUGUACAAAAAGAGCAGUGUGACUUCUCAAAUUCUUUAAAAUGUACAGCACUAGAAAUAAAAAACAUUAUUGACAAAGUAAAAUGCUCCUUGGAAAUAACACUAAAAGAAAAGCAUCAAAAGGAACUACAGACUCUAAAAAGUGAAUAUGAAGGGAAACUUGAUGCACUAGUAAAGGAGAGUGAAGAAAAUGAAAAGAAAAUUAAAAAACUGAAAGGAGACUUAGUAUGCCUUGAGGAAGUGUUACAAAAUAAAGAUAAUGAAUUUGCCCUGAUUAAGCAUGAAAAGGAAGCUGUCAUUUGUAUGCAGAAUGAGAAAGAUCAGAAACUGUUGGAGAUGGAAAAUAUUAUGCACACUCAGGAUUGUGAAAUUCAAGAACUGAAACAGUCACGAGAGAUAGUGUUAGAAGACUUGAAAAAACUCCAUGUUGAAAGUGAUGAGAAAAUAGAAUUAUUGAGGGCAGAACUUCAGUGCUUAGAGCAAAGCCACCUAAAGGAAUUGGAGGACACACUGCAUGUCAGGCAUACACAAGAGUUUGAGAAAGUUAGGACAGACCACCAAGUUUCCUUGGAGAAAUUGAAACAGGAAAAUCAACAAAGAAUUGAUCAAAUACAAGAGUUUCAUGCCACAACUGUUCAGGAAAAAGAACAACAGCUGCAGGAAUUGAAACUCAAGGUUUCUGAUUUGUCAGACAUGAGAUGCAAGUUAGAGGUUGAACUUGCAUUGAAGGAAGCAGAAACUGAUGAAAUAAAAAUUUUGCUGGAAGAAAGCAAAACACAGCAGAAAGAGACUUUGAAAUCCCUUCUUGAACAAGAGACCGAGACUUUGAGAACAGAAAUAAAUAAACUAAACCAAAAAAUUCAAGAUAAUAAUGAAAAUUAUCAGGUGGGUCUAGCUGAGCUAAGAGCUUUAAUGACAAUUGAAAAAGAUCAAUGCAUUUCAGAGUUAAUUAGUCGGCACGAAGAAGAAUCUAAUCUACUUAAAACUGAAUUAGACAAAGUAACAUCUUUGCAUAACCAAGCAUUUGAAAUAGAAAAGAACUUAAAAGAACAAAUAGUUGAAUUGCAGAUUAAAUUGAACUCCGAAUUGAAUGUUCUUGAAAAACAAAAGGAUGAACAAAUCACCCAACAAGAAGAGAAAUAUGAAGCUAUUAUACAGAACCUUGAGAAAGACAAAGAGACAUUGCUCAUAAACCAUGAACAAGACAAAGAACAGUUAAUCCAGAAGCUUAAUUGUGAAAAAGAUGAAGCUAUUCAGUCUGCACUGAGAGAAUUUAAAUUGGAGAGAGAAGUUGUGGAAAAAGAAUUAUUAGAAAAAAUAAAACAUCUUGAGAAUCAAAUAGCAAAAAGUCAUACCAUUGAAUCUACCAGAGAAGAUGCUUCAGGUUUAGUUGCUGAACUUCAAGAAAAACUUCAAGAAGAAAAAGCUAAGUUUCUAGAACAACUUGAAGAGCAAGAAAAAAGAAAGAAUGAAGAAAUGCAAAAUGUUCGAACAUCGUUGAUUGCUGAGCAACAGACCAAUUUCAACACUGUUUUGACAAGAGAGAAAAUGAGGAAAGAAAACAUAAUCAAUGAUCUUAGUGAUAAAUUAAAAAGUACAAUGCAACAACAAGAGAGAGAUAAAGAUCUGAUAGAAUCUCUUUCUGAAGAUAGAGCUCGGUUGCUUGAGGAGAAGAAGAAGCUUGAAGAAGAAGUCAGUAAGUUGCGUAGUAGCAGUUUUAUUCCUCUUCCACAUAUAACUGCUGCCCCAGAGCUUUAUGGAGCUUGUGCUCCUGAAUUCCCGGGUGAGACAGAAAGACAAGCCAUGGACACAGCAGAGGAAGGAAGAGUGGAUUCAACAAUGGAGACAAGCAUGAUGUCUGUGCAAGAAAAUAUCCAUAUGCUGUCUGAAGAAAAGCAGAGAAUAAUGCUCUUAGAACGAACACUACAGUUAAAAGAAGAAGAAAAUAAACGGUUAAACCAAAGGCUGAUGUCUCAGAGCAUGUCUUCAGUAUCUUCAAGGCAUUCGGAAAAGAUAGCUAUUAGAGAUUUUCAGGUGGGAGAUUUGGUGCUCAUUAUCCUAGACGAGCGCCAUGACAAUUAUGUGUUGUUUACUGUUAGCCCUACUUUGUAUUUUCUGCAUUCAGAAUCUCUGCCUGCUCUUGAUCUCAAACCAGGUGAGGGAGCUUCAGGUACAUCUAGAAGACCCUGGGUACUUGGAAAAGUAAUGGAAAAGGAAUACUGUCAAGCUAAAAAGGCACAAAACAGAUUUAAAGUUCCUUUAGGGACAAAGUUUUACAGAGUGAAAGCUGUGUCAUGGAAUAAGAAAGUAUAGCAUCUGGAAGAAGUUACUACAUUCUAUUUCAUUUUCUGAUUUGUCCUCCAGUGCUCAUUAAUCACUUCAAAAACACGCCAUCUUUUUAUAUAAAAUCAACAUAAUAUACUUCAUUGGUGUACAACACUUACUUUUUAACUGGCUACAUAUUAGGAACAAUAAAUUCAUCAAAAUCCUUGGCUGAAUUAAAAUGGCUUUGUUUUGGUUUAUUUUUUUACCCAGAUAACUCUAGAAAUGCGGACCAAACUAUUUCAUUUUCUCAAAGGGCAGACCCUGUGCAUUGUGGCUUAUGACUAGCCAUACUAAUUGCCUGUUAAAUAUACAUUAUUAGCUUGAACUUUAGAUGUAUAUGUUGCCUAUUACCAGCAUUUGUCCUUUUGUGAAAUCAGUAUCAGAAUACUUGCACUCUUCAAUACGUUCUUUAUAAAAUGUAUAAAUUCUUCAAAACUA
This is a messenger RNA of Perognathus longimembris pacificus (Pacific pocket mouse), 5827 nucleotides long. It is a transcript of the gene Rb1cc1, whose product is annotated as RB1 inducible coiled-coil 1. Bases 596 to 5377 code for a protein of 1593 amino acids. Gene Ontology annotation, cellular component: phagophore assembly site membrane; Atg1/ULK1 kinase complex; extrinsic component of membrane. Gene Ontology annotation, biological process: autophagy of peroxisome; piecemeal microautophagy of the nucleus; reticulophagy. The record is from RefSeq and is a predicted model, not a curated record. Gene Ontology annotation, molecular function: molecular adaptor activity; protein kinase binding. Lineage: Eukaryota; Metazoa; Chordata; Mammalia; Rodentia; Heteromyidae. The transcript has 24 exons.